Messenger RNA from Menidia menidia (Atlantic silverside), 868 nucleotides. Lineage: Eukaryota; Metazoa; Chordata; Actinopteri; Atheriniformes; Atherinopsidae. The record is from the annotation of a GenBank genome assembly.
UUGUUAUGUUUGAUGCUAUUAAUCAUGCUGAUCUUCAUCUCUGCCUCAAAGGAAGUCCUCCUACAAAGUUCAAAGUUCUGAAAACAAAGUGAAAAAAGCGCUCUUGCACAACCGACCUAAUGUUGACCAAAAGAUAAGCACAAGCAUGAAAACUUUGAAUAAUGCUGAAUAGUACAGUGUGCAGAACUUCACGUGGGGAAUGUGAGUAAAAAAUCUCAUUCUGGGUAAAUGAGCCGUAAAAUGACAUUUCUUGGUGAAAGCUUCUGACCUAGUUUUGAUUUAAAAUCGUCACUGAAGAUGAGUGUGUUCAGACUGCAGCAGCUGCAGGGUCACAUUUUGAACGGAGAAAAGACCAAAAGCAUGGCAGGCUCACCAAGUCCUCUGACCACCCAUGUUCUCAACACUGCUUUGGGUGUACCAGGGUCAAACAUGCCUCUUAUACUUUAUCGACUAGAACCUUCCACUGAAGUCUGGCAAUUGAUAACCACUGGGAUGACCAAUGAUGAUGGACGAUGCCCAGGACUGAUCACAUCCCAGAUGUUUACAUCGGGUGUAUACAAAAUACAUUUUGAGACUGCUCAGUACUGGGCAAGUAAGGGGGAGACUUCCUUUUAUCCCUAUGUUGAGAUUGUGUUCACAAUAAAUGAACCAGGCCAAAAGUACCAUAUCCCACUGCUUCUGAGUCGCUUCUCUUACACUACAUACAGAGGGAGCUAAAGACCAAGUGGGAUGAUUCUCCCUUUUUCCUGCAGUUGUACCUCACUGAAGAAAGGAAGUGGCAAAUGUUUAAAGGUCAUUCAUUGAUGUCCCCAGUGGAGUCACAGAUUGACUGAUUUGAUAUUUCAUGAGAAUAAAAGAAGCUACACCA